This is a messenger RNA of Selaginella moellendorffii, 1330 nucleotides long. RefSeq names its product WD repeat-containing protein VIP3. NCBI's taxonomy places the organism in Eukaryota, Viridiplantae, Streptophyta, Lycopodiopsida, Selaginellales, Selaginellaceae. The record is from RefSeq and is a predicted model, not a curated record. Gene Ontology annotation, cellular component: Cdc73/Paf1 complex. Gene Ontology annotation, molecular function: protein binding. Bases 93 to 1106 code for a protein of 337 amino acids. The transcript is spliced from 2 exons.
CUUUGGAUGCUCUCCCUGCGCUCCUGGAUGUUCGCAGCCCUCCUGACGGCGGACUCGUUCUGGUGGUGGACGAGGCGGGAAAGCUUGUCCAGAUGCCGCUCUUCCUCCAUGUCCGAAUCCAAGAGCCCCCCGCCCAUGACCAUGACAACGCAACCCUAGCUCGAAGCUCUAGGGUUUAUGAGAUGAAGCUCGUGAGCAUCAAGAGCUUGGCCAACGCGCACGGCGAUGGAGUGUGGGCGGUGGCGUGGGCAGCAGCAACCGGCGAUCGUCCAGCAGUGCUGCUCACGGGGUCGGCGGACGAGAGCGUCAAGGUGUGGAAGGGCGACGAGCUGGAGCUGGAGCGGACCAACAGCGGCAACUCGCUAGGUGUGGUGGCGGUGGCGGCGAGCCCAGAUGGGAGGGUGGCGGCAUGCACGUCCCUGGACAGUGUGGUGCGCAUCUUCGACGUGGACUCCAACAGCACGCUGGCGACGCUGGAGAGCAAGCCCGCCGAGGCGUGGCAAAUGCAGUUCCAUCCCAAGGGGGAGCUGCUGGCGGUGGCUGGCGGAGGGAGCGGCUGCGUCAACAUCUGGAAGGCGAGCAGCGGGAGCCGGGAGACGAGCCUCAAGGCGGAGAGCGUGGACAAGGUCGGGGGUGGCAAGUUCGUGCUGUCGGUUGCAUGGAGCCCGGAUGGCAAGCUGCUGGCGUGCAGCUCCAUGGACGGCACCAUCGCCGUGUUCGACGUGGCCCGGGGCAAGAUGCUGCACACGCUCGACGGCCACUCGAUGCCGGUGCGCUGCCUCGCCUUCUCGCCGGUGGAGCCGCGCUACCUCUUCACCGCCUGCGACGACAAGCACGUCCACAUGUAUGAUGCCGAGGGGCGGAGCCUGGUGAGCGCCAUGUCGGGCCACGCGAGCUGGGUGCUGAGCGUGGCGGGGAGCCCAGACGGCGCCGCGCUCGCCUCCGCCUCGAGCGACCGGACGGUCCGCCUCUGGGACCUCAAGACGAGGAGCUGCGUUCAGAGCCUGACGGAGCACAAAGAUCAGGUGUGGGGCGUUGCCUUCCGCCCCGGCAGGCUGGCCACCGUCGCGGACGACCGGAGCAUUUGCCUCUACGACUACGCCUGACGUGGAGUAUACCGUGGAGACAUGGAGGACGGGACGGGGCGGCGCGGACGAGAGAGGAGACUGUCUCAAAGCAACACAAAAUGGCAAACUAGACAUUUUAAGUGGCAUAUGAGUCAUGAGCACAAGGAACAGUGGGCAUUACAGGGAGGCUCUGCCACAUUGCACAUGCCUCCUCUUAUUCUUGUCCCGCCAUCUAUUCAUCACAUUACACUUCCUAUGGUAUA